CUUAUCCCAGAGGUCACCGCGGGUAUACGUCAACUGACUGGGACCCAUAGCUCACGCGGACUCUGGGAGUGCUGAGUCGAAUAUCCUCUCUGGCGUCUCACCGUUAGAAACCGGCUGCAUAGUUCACCUGAAUCGGAGACAAAACAUAAGCUACACUUCGAGGUGGGACGCUUUCAAUUACUCCAAGGGGUGACCUUAACAUCGGGUUUUGGGCGGACACUUACGUAGACCAAGAACUGCGUAGCUGAAAUCUCACAGUAGUGAAAAUCUAAGACCCACGAUGGACCCAACAGACACUGCCCCUGAUUCCUGGGAACAAGAGGACGAUGUGGAGGCCACAAUCGACGGACAACUUGAUUCAGCAUUUACAGCCCUAAACGUGAAGGCUAAACCGUUUGUACCCAAUGUGAACGCCGCCGAAUUUGUUCCGAUUUUUGCCACGAAAGCACACUCGGAAAAUCUAGAUUCUGUUGUUGCUGUUGAAAAGAUAUCCACCAUGGAGGUGUCAGAAAUUGCUGCUCCAUUGGAAAACGGCGACGCAGAGAUGACCACAGAGGAGCCGUGGGACCAGAAAGAGGCCGAGCCAAACGAGGAGGAGCCGGGAGGCGGGUCUUGUGGGGACCGGGGGCUGUCGGGGGCAGCGACAGAGGAGGCGGCUCCAGAGGUGAUGGAGGAGGAAGAAGAAACGCCGGCGCCCAAGGUUCCACCUACACAGCCAGAUGCCCCCAAGAAGGAGCACAUCAACGUUGUGUUCAUCGGACACGUAGAUGCUGGCAAGUCCACCAUUGGCGGACAAAUCAUGUAUCUAACUGGCAUGGUAGACAAGAGAACCUUAGAGAAGUACGAGAGAGAAGCCAAGGAAAAGAGCCGGGAAACCUGGUAUCUGUCUUGGGCUUUAGACACCAACCAGGAGGAGAGGGACAAAGGCAAGACGGUGGAGGUUGGCCGAGCAUACUUUGAGACAGACAAAAAGCACUUUACAAUCUUAGACGCUCCAGGCCACAAAUGCUUUGUGCCCAACAUGAUCGGAGGUGCAUCACAAGCUGACUUGGCUGUUCUGGUGAUCUCUGCCAGGAAAGGAGAGUUUGAAACUGGUUUUGAGAAGGGUGGACAGACGCGGGAGCAUGCCAUGUUGGCCAAAACAGCUGGUGUCAAGCACCUGAUAGUUUUGGUGAAUAAAAUGGACGACCCUACAGUCAACUGGAGCCUGGAGAGGUAUGAAGAGUGUAAGGAGAAACUAGUGCCAUUUUUGAAGAAGGUAGGCUUCAACCCGAAGAAAGACAUUCACUUCAUGCCGUGCUCCGGACUGACAGGAGCCAACCUGAAGGAGCCCACUGACAUGUGCUCCUGGUAUACAGGGUUACCAUUCAUUCCACACUUGGACAAUUUGCCACAUUUAAACAGAUCAAGUGAUGGCCCUGUCAGAUUGCCCAUCGUAGACAAAUACAAGGACAUGGGCACUGUGAUCCUGGGCAAGCUGGAGUCGGGCUCCAUCAGUAAAGCACAGCAGCUCGUCAUGAUGCCAAACCGGCAUGUGGUGGAGGUGUUGAGUCUCCUGUCAGAUGACGUGGAGACGGACGAUGCCUCGCCGGGGGAAAACCUCAAGCUGCGGUUGAAGGGCAUCGAGGAGGAGGAGAUCCUGCCCGGCUUCAUCCUGUGUAACGCCGAGAACCUCUGCCACACAGGGCGCACCUUCGACGCCCAGAUCGUCAUCAUUGAACACAAAUCUAUCAUCUGUCCCGGUUACAACGCAGUCCUUCACAUUCACACCUGCAUUGAAGAAGUGCAAAUUACGGCCAUAAUCUGUCUGGUGGACAAGAAGACAGGGGACAAGAGUAAGACACGGCCACGAUUCGUCAAACAGGACCAAGUGUGCAUCGCCCGUCUGCGCACGGCAGGGACCAUUUGCCUCGAGACCUUCAAAGACUUUCCUCAGAUGGGACGGUUUACCUUACGGGACGAAGGUAAGACCAUCGCCAUCGGUAAGGUGCUGAAGCUGGUUGCUGAGCGGGACUGAAGAGGACAGAGUUGCCUGAGAGUCCUGGUGAGAAGGAAGGGGCGGAGCUCGGUCAUAACCCGCCCACACAGUUGUCAGCGGCGACGGCACUUUCCUGUCACGCCCCCUUCUGCGUGCCGAAGAACAGCUUCAGAAAAAAACUCAUGUGAAAAAAGAACCCGUUUUUAAGCAAAUGACACAC
This is a messenger RNA of Perca flavescens (yellow perch), 2198 nucleotides long. RefSeq names its product G1 to S phase transition 1, like (gene gspt1l). The coding region runs from base 281 to 2017 and encodes 578 amino acids. The transcript has 14 exons. Lineage: Eukaryota; Metazoa; Chordata; Actinopteri; Perciformes; Percidae. Gene Ontology annotation, molecular function: GTPase activity; GTP binding. The record is from RefSeq and is a predicted model, not a curated record.